UGUGAAAGUGUGUGAGCUGGCAGAGUUUGUCGGUGGUUUUGUUUUAGUCGGUGCGCAGCUCCCGUGUGGAAAAGUGCACGCGGAGGUGAAACUGAAAGUUCACCAGCCAGUGUGCCUCAAAAUGGCGGAUGAACCAACACGGGAGUGGAGCGAGGAGCAGCUCAAAAGUGAUGACUUGCCCAAAAAAGACAUUAUUAAGUUCAUUCAGGACAAUGCAGCACACUCGUUCCUUGCAGAGCACAAGCUGAUGGGAAACAUAAAAAAUGUUGCCAAAACAGCCAAGAAAGAGCAGCUGAUAGUUGCCUACAAUCAGCUGUUUGAGAGCAAAAGGUUCAAAGGCACAGAGCCUGUUGAGGAUGUGGCUGAGCAGGUCAAAGCUGUGAAAAUUGAAGACAAGCCCAAAGAAGUGAAGACAGAAGUUGUGGAUGAGGGUCCACCCAGGUUCACCAAGUCAGUGCUGAAGAAAGGCGACAAGACUAACUUCCCAAAGAAAGGCGACACUGUGAGCUGCUGGUACACCGGCACCUUGGAGGACGGAACCGUCUUCGACACCAAUAUUCCCACAACGGCCAGAAAGAAGAAGCAGACGAAACCGCUGAGCUUCAAAGUCGGCCUGGGCAAAGUCAUCAGAGGAUGGGAUGAGGCCCUCCUGCUGAUGAGCAAGGGUGAAACAGCCCGAGUGGAGAUUGAACCCGAGUGGGCUUAUGGAAGGAAGGGGCUUCCUGAAUCCAAAAUUCCACCCAACGCAAAGCUGAUUUUCGAGGUCGAGCUGGUGUCUGUGGAUUAACUGACAAAUAUUACCCAGCAUGCACUACUUUCCAAGAGCAGGGGGGGACGGACUUCAUGGCCAUGCUGGAAAGAUACAAGUUUCAAUAGAAUUUGGUUUCUACUGAGCCUGGUUGCCAGUUCGACUGCUUUUUCUCAUUUCUCAUUAUGUAUGACACCUUGGGUUAAAAAGAAAGGUUAUUCAUCACUGUAGCGUCUGAAGUUUAACAUAAUUAUCGUUUCUAGCAUGGCCAAAAUGUGAGGGCUUGUCAAUAUUGUAAAUAUGGGACAACCUGACAGGUUUUUGUUUGCAUUUUGUUCUGUUCUUUUGCAUGUACAAUGUUACAGUUGAAUAAAACGGUUUCAUAGAAUUGAAACAAAGUUA
Messenger RNA from Myripristis murdjan (pinecone soldierfish), 1150 nucleotides. RefSeq names its product FKBP prolyl isomerase 3 (gene fkbp3). Gene Ontology annotation, molecular function: peptidyl-prolyl cis-trans isomerase activity. The coding region runs from base 122 to 787 and encodes 221 amino acids. The record is from RefSeq and is a predicted model, not a curated record. Lineage: Eukaryota; Metazoa; Chordata; Actinopteri; Holocentriformes; Holocentridae. The transcript has 7 exons.